GCGGGAAUUUUUUUUUUCUCUGGUAGUUAUAAAGUGCGAAAGUAGCGGAUUAAAGCGGUUUUUUUUUACUAUUUGAGAAGUUGUGUUGUGUGGUGUGGAAGUUUUGUCCGGUGAUUGAAGUGAGCCGUGGUUAGUGUUGGGCAGCCACUUUCCAAGAACUCGAAAUUGAGGAUCUCCUCAAGUUGACACGAAACACGAUUUCUACACGAUUUCUACCUGCUACGUUUGCCUUAUCAAAAGCUUUUUGAGGAGAUCAUGGCUUCGAGCUCGGAGGACACUAUGGGUGUGCUCGACGUACCCGAUCUUGUUUACGAUGAAACCGACUCCGACGAUGAGGACGACGACGAUGAGCACACCGACUCGGAAAACUCGUCCGACACAGACUCCUCUGAUGACGACUCCGACGACGACGGCGACGGCGACGUUCAAGACACGAGUCCAGUCUAGUCUCGGGCUUUUCAAAUGUCGUUCUGACCAAUGCUGACGCUCGAGGGCGAGGAGUUCAUUGAGAUGUUGGAACGGUUGGCGGAGGCGCGGAGGGUGCGGGAGGCGGCGUGGGAAGCUGAGCACGUGGAGCGGACGGGC
Messenger RNA from Mytilinidion resinicola, 585 nucleotides. RefSeq lists its product as uncharacterized. The transcript is spliced from 2 exons. Bases 256 to 447 code for a protein of 63 amino acids. Lineage: Eukaryota; Fungi; Ascomycota; Dothideomycetes; Mytilinidiales; Mytilinidiaceae. The record is from RefSeq and is a predicted model, not a curated record.